UAAGGAGCUGCGGACUGAGAGGAACACCUGUCCGCUCCUCCAAGGUCUCCCCAAGAUCAUCACCCCAAGGGCAGGGACUCUCCAGGAAAGACUUCACCCGUUGAAUUCUUUGAGUUCAUUGUGAAUUCGCUGCUCAGAUUUCAAUCUGUUCUCACUAUUACUUUUUGGUCACGAAGGGAUGCUGGCUACGGUCCAUGCACUCGCAGAAAUUAUAAACCAUACUGAAGGAAGAAAGCAGUCCAUCUGAAGCGUGUGUUAAAGGAAAAGGAAGACAGAUAAAAAUAUGGAGCUGCAGCAAGAGGAUGACAUGGAUGAAGAGGAGGGAAAAGAGAAGAAAACCACGGCUCACCCCCAAAGCAACAUGAAGGACCGGCUAGCAGAACUUCUGGAGUUAACCAAGCAGUAUGACCAGCAGCUCUCCGACGGGGACGAUGAAUUGGACUCGCCCUACGAGGACUUCGUGUUCGAGACAGACCACAUCCUGGAGUCCUUGUACCGAGACAUCAAGGGCCUUCAGGAUGAAAACCAGCAGUUGAUGAUCGACGUGAAGCGGCUGGGAAAGCAGAACGCCCGCUUCCUCACGUCCAUGCGGCGUCUCAGCAGCAUCAAGCGCGACACCAAUUCAAUCGCCAAGGACAUCAAGGCCCGCGGUGAGAGCAUCCACCGCAAGCUGCGCGCCAUGAAGGUGCUGAGCGAGGCGGCCGAGGCCCAGCACGGACCCAACUCGGCGGUGGCGCGCAUCUCCCGCGCGCAGUACAGCGCGCUCACCCGCACCUUCCAGCGCGCCAUGCACGAGUACAACCAGGCCGAGAUGAAGCAGCGUGACAACUGCAAGAUCCGCAUCCAGCGCCAGCUGGAGAUCAUGGGCAAGGACGUGUCAGGCGAGCAGAUCGAGGACAUGUUCGAGCAGGGCAAAUGGGACGUGUUCUCAGAGAACCUGCUGGCCGACGUGAAGGGAGCGAGGGCGGCCCUCAACGAGAUCGAGAGCCGCCACCGCGAGCUGCUGAAGCUGGAGAGCCGCAUCCGUGAUGUGCACGAGCUUUUCCUGCAGAUGGCGGUGCUGGUGGAGGAGCAGGCCGACACCCUGAACGUCAUCGAGCUCAACGUGGAGAAGACCGUGGACUACACUGGCCAGGCCAAGGCGCAAGUGCGCAAGACCUUGCAGUACAAGAAGAAGAACCCCUGCCGGACCAUCUGCUGCUUCUGCUGCCCCUGCGUCAACUAGCAGGCUGGCCUGGGACCCCGCACCCCCUCUCAACGGGAAUGGGUUGGGAAGCGCACUGGGAAAGAUUUGGGGGCUCCCUUCACUGGGGCGAGUUGUCCCAACUCGUACGGACCUCAGUUUUUAGAGAAAGAAGAAACCUGAGGUCCAAAAAUUCCAACCCAGCCCAUGCUUGGGACUAUAGUUGAUGCCUUCCGAUGUUUCUGCAGUAAGUACAGAGAUACCCUGAAGUUGUGUGAGGUCGUUAUAUGGCAAAUUGCAUCCUUGCCCUCUUAACAGAAGCCACAUAAAGAACUGACUAGCGAACUGGAGGGUACAUGUCCCAGGCAUGUUUCCUAGUGAAAUUCUAGGAGGAAGUCAAUUCCGCAUUGGCUAAUAGUAUGAACUCAUCAGAACAAAUUCAUACCCUCUCCUGAAAGUACCUUGGUUCUGUUCAAUUUCACGUCUUUCAUUUCCACUCCUCAUCUGGUUUAUGCUGUGUGAUUCCUGUCUAGAAGUAUACCUAUUUCCUUCCUGCUCACCUCCAUACUUAUUAAAAUCACAUUUAACACUCACUAUUUUCUUAUCUCUUUACUUUUAAUAUCUUCCAUCAGAAUAUAGUUGGGAUUUUUUCCCAAAAUAUUUUUAAGCACUGAGUAUUGAACAAGCCCUGAAAUUGAUGUGUGUAUCAGUCACAUUUUAUAUAUUUUUCAUAAUUAAAAAUAAUUUAAAAUUUAUCUUUUUUUACUUGAUUGUUACAAAUGCACAUAUACAUAUGUAAAUUGUGAAGUACUAAUAUUCACUAACACAUGUACAUAAUGACUAAUUGGUUUUCAUUUUACUUUUGUAAAUAUAAACUAUAAAUAUCAGAAAAAACACUUUUACUGGUUAUUGGUGUUGGUUGUCUUGUUUUGAGUUUAUCUCAUUCCCAUCUGCAUAUCCAGUCCAAUUUGGGCAGGAACUUUAUUUUGAACAACUCUGUGUCAGUUAUAGUGAUAAAGACAGAUGUCAACAGCUGAAAAUAAAUCCAGAACUAGAUAAUAAAAUAAAUUUCUUGGAAAUAUUA
This is a messenger RNA of Myotis brandtii (Brandt's bat), 2267 nucleotides long. It is a transcript of the gene STX11, whose product is annotated as syntaxin 11. Gene Ontology annotation, biological process: exocytosis; synaptic vesicle fusion to presynaptic active zone membrane; intracellular protein transport. NCBI's taxonomy places the organism in Eukaryota, Metazoa, Chordata, Mammalia, Chiroptera, Vespertilionidae. The coding region runs from base 284 to 1225 and encodes 313 amino acids. The record is from RefSeq and is a predicted model, not a curated record. The transcript is spliced from 3 exons. Gene Ontology annotation, cellular component: synaptic vesicle; endomembrane system; plasma membrane. Gene Ontology annotation, molecular function: SNAP receptor activity; SNARE binding.